Haliotis rubra (blacklip abalone) is the source of this 588-nucleotide messenger RNA. RefSeq names its product solute carrier family 26 member 6-like. Gene Ontology annotation, molecular function: sulfate transmembrane transporter activity; bicarbonate transmembrane transporter activity; chloride transmembrane transporter activity. The record is from RefSeq and is a predicted model, not a curated record. The annotation marks the transcript as partial. The transcript is spliced from 6 exons. Lineage: Eukaryota; Metazoa; Mollusca; Gastropoda; Lepetellida; Haliotidae. Gene Ontology annotation, biological process: transmembrane transport. Gene Ontology annotation, cellular component: membrane.
GUAACUUCCCUUGUAGCGUGUUGUGUGGUUUUGCUGGUGAUCAUGGUGCUGGGGCCGUACCUGCAUGCACUCCCACUGUGCGUGCUCUCCUCCAUCAUCAUAGUCAACCUGCGAGGGAUGUUCAUGAAGCUGUUCCAGCUCAGGGAUCUGUGGGGGAAAUCCCACUAUGACUGUAUUGUGUGGGUGUUCACCUUCUGUGCCUCCGUGAUCCUGGAUGCCGACAAAGGCCUGAUGAUUGGAUUCCUCGUGUGCACAUUGAUGGUGGUGGUCAGAACCCAGAGGUCAACCACUACAGCUGUUGGUACCGUCAGUUCCAGUGAGGAAUACCGUUCUCUCGGGCAGUACAGAGAUGUCAAGGAGAUGUCCGGGGUCAGAGUGAUCCGCAUGGACUCGCCUCUGUAUUUUGCCAAUGCAGACAUUUUCAAGAAGAAAGUGUACAAGUUGUCGGGAGUGAAUCCCUUAAAAAGGCGGAAGAAGACGAAGGAGAUUGUGGUUGAUAAGGAGGAGGAGGAGACAAACCAUGUAGGCAACAACUACCGGGAGGGUCACCUAGUUUACAAUCCUGAAAAAAAUCCCUGGGUUGAAUAA